Messenger RNA from Biomphalaria glabrata, 1907 nucleotides. Its product is annotated as DNA polymerase subunit gamma-2, mitochondrial-like. Gene Ontology annotation, cellular component: cytoplasm; mitochondrion. Gene Ontology annotation, biological process: mitochondrial DNA replication. The coding region runs from base 263 to 1525 and encodes 420 amino acids. The transcript has 11 exons. NCBI's taxonomy places the organism in Eukaryota, Metazoa, Mollusca, Gastropoda, Planorbidae. The record is from RefSeq and is a predicted model, not a curated record.
CUUUCGUUAUUAAUUAUUUGAUGUCUAGGAUUUCAAACCACGCAUUUAUUUUAUUCUAUUCGACUAGAAUAGAACUAGUUUAGAUCUGGAUUUCAGCAAUGAUCUAGUCAUUCUAGUGGACGAUCAUACCUCAAUAUCUAUAAAUAUGAUCUAGAUCUAGAGAUCACAUCGAUAUAUUAUUAUAGUCACAUUGGUGACAGUCAUUUAGAUUUACUUGAGUCUGAAUUCCAUUAAUUUAACUUCGGAAUUUUCAAGAAUUAAAAUGACCUCUACAGUGAAAAACUACGCUAAUCUGAUGCCUUUGCUGAAAAAAAGAGGUUUCAUCAAUAUCAUUCAAAAUCAAGAUACCUUCCUCAACGAUUAUGGACCCGCAGGGACACUUCUGAGACAUAAUAUUCUUAAACAAUGGUGGGAUACAAUGGUAAAUCAACAAAGUAAUGUAUUUCCUAUGGAAAAUAUGUUAACAGUAGCUUUGAAACAAGCUAAUGUGGGUCAAGGAGAUGUAAGUUGUAUUGAAAGAAACAAUAAUACAUAUCAAGAAUUACUUAUGCCAGAUUACAAAUCCAAGUACUUACAAGUAUUAAAGUUGACAAACUAUCGACUACCUUUUUCAAUCACUAGUGUUAGGUCAACUUUGUCUGCCAGGACACCAGCUAUGACUUCUGAGAUACAGAGUCAGUCUGACUUGAAGGAAUUUCUUUUGGGAGAUUGUAAUAGAACCAGACUUCUGCUUCAGAAUUUUAUUCUUCCUUCCAGUAGAAACAAAACUUUUGAUUUCUGGCUACAUCUGAGAUUAUCUUGGUGGAAAAAUUUUUCUAAUAAGCCUGCCGAUUUUCAUGUCAGCUCAGAGAAUUCCAAAAAUAGCCAGACUGGCAGCAAUGAGAAUGGUACUGAGAAUGGAAUGAGUCCAAAGUGUAUUAAUAUAGUCUAUCACUUCCCAUGGGGAAUGGAGACAAUUGAAAAAGUGCAUAGCUUGGGAGACCAGCCUUUUCAAGAUCCCAGCAAUGUUGAACAGGAGAAAUAUAAAGGUUUAGUCACUGGCAAGGAGCCCAGCCUACCUCACUGUAUUGUCUGUGACACAAACCUGGAGACUGCCACAGCUGCUCUUUUAGUGGACAGCUAUUAUGAGCGGCGGAUGACCUCUACUGACAGCACAACCAGACCUAGUAUGGUAUUGAAGCUGCACUCCCAAAUAAGUCCAUUUCAAAUUGCAAUAGCUGUCAGUAAUACAUCAACAAGGCCAAGUGAGUUGCGUCAUGUGUGCCACCAUUUAGAGAAAGAUUUCAAGAGAAAUGGAGUGUCAUUAUUCAAUAUAUCUGAACAAGGUAGCACAUUAGAGGCCCAUUUUAAAAGAAAUGAUCAGCUAGGCAUCCAUUACACCAUCAUUGUUAGUGACAGUACCAUCAGUGAAGGUUUGAUCAGUACUAGACACAGAGAUACACAAAUUCAGAAAUCAAGCCAUAUAGGAACAGUUGUAGAAGAUAUAAAAAGAAAUCUCAGUGCCAGGUUGGAGCAUCACUCUUAAUGCCUACCAGUAUAUUUACAUGAUGUGUGUGUGUUGAGAAUGUUUUUUUUCCCCCUUGGAGUUGUUUGGGAUGUAAUGCAAGAGUCACCCCUAAAUGUAACUCCUUUGGUUGUCAGUUGACAUUUGUUUUUAAUGUUAAGUUUUAUUUACUGCUAUAUAUUUUUAUUUCUCUGGAAUGUUUGUUGAUCAAUACUUGCAGUUAAUGCUUAAUUCUUUGUUACUGAUCUAUUGCAUAGUAUAUAAAAUAAUGAAUUCAUAUUUUAAAAUGUACUGAUUCAAAGUAUUGUGUAAUAUUGUCAAAUAUCAACAAUUUUGAGAUAUCUUCUAAUUGUACAAUAACUUGACAUUUGAUACAUUGAAAUAAAGGAGAAACAUUUUUUUU